This is a messenger RNA of Rubroshorea leprosula, 3462 nucleotides long. The record is from the annotation of a GenBank genome assembly. Lineage: Eukaryota; Viridiplantae; Streptophyta; Magnoliopsida; Malvales; Dipterocarpaceae.
GCACCGACGAAGCUCCUCAGGACACUUUAAUGGUGGAAUCACAAAAUCCAACAACAACAUCAGUGAAUCAAACACAAAAUUCCCUAUCCUACAGGUAUAAGCUCAUGGGGGAGGAAAACUCAGUUAUCCUCUCCUUUAAUACCAUACCCAGCUACAUGGAUGAAGAAUCUGAUAUUGAUGAUGACCCAGAGGAUGACGCCCCUAUCGUCUUAUUAUCAAAAGCGAAAAAACGGAGAAUCCAAGACCCUUGGAUGAACGUUAUCAUCAUCAAAGCCUUCCAUCCUAAACCCCUAGGCUACAAUUAUGUUUUUUUUAGAGUCCAAGCUCAAUGGAAACCAAAUGGUCACAGAAACAACCAAUGCCCACAACUUAAUACUACCUCUGAGAGUCCUAAAGAAGUUGCCAAUAUUGUACCUCAAUCAACCCAGGCUCCUAGCUCUACAACUCCAAUUGCUAAGGCCGUGACCUCCUCUGCCACCUUAAAUCCUAUUCUACAGACACCUACAACUAACCAAUCUUUUGAUGAGGACAAUUAUGGCCCUUGGCUAUUGGUGGAGCAUCGCAAAACCAAGAGAAAACCUUUUUUGAAGGCGUCUGCACCGAAGAAGAUGCCGAUAAAUCCCAAAUCAAGAGAUACACGUGACUCGGCCGUUCCAACUCAUAGUACCGGUUCCAAAACUCAACGGGCCACCAAUAGUUCCUUGUCAAAUCAUCUGAACGGUAAUGUGUCCAGUGCAUUAAAUGUUGCUCAGCCUUUGAAGCAAGGUCAAAAGAUUUACAAAGCCAAAGCCUCGACAGAGGAUUCCUCUGAACUAGAACCCAAAACCCAACAAUGGGUUAGUAAAGCUCCUAGCAAGGCACAAAGCCCAUUUGAGGUUAUCACUAUACAAGAGCUUAAAACUAGUUUAAAGAUUGCUUCUAAACCAAACCCGGGACCUGAUACCCAAAGGCCCUUUAGCCAUUGUCUUGAUCAUAUUGCCGGCUCCUUAAAGUCGGGACAACCGACCCUUACCACCCCCAUCCUUUGUACCUCCACUAGCACCAUUGGAAUCGACUCCCAAAUCUUAUUCCCACAAAACUUUACCUCUCCUUUGUUUAACCAUGGAUUUGUACCAGAUCCUGCCCCAAGAUUGGAAAACCCAAAUGUUUCUAGUAAAAGACCAGAUGACUACAUUGAGGUGAAUCUCCUGGAGAUAGCUCACUUGAUCCCCCCAACCGAGGAAAAUCCAGAUCCAAAAGAGUUAUGUCAGAUCGGGAAUCUCAAAUCGACAGGAGACGUCACAAUGCUCGAUGAGGAGUGGAGCCUUAUCAAGCCCCUACUAUUGACAAAUUAUGCGUACCAGCACCACUUGAAGGUUGUCCAAUUACAGGGGAAAAUGGAAUGCAUUCAUCUGAUAUUGAAAGCUCUAUUGUCGCUAGAGAUGCGCAUUGAGAGGGACUUCCAAGUUCUUUUCUUACCAUAUCAUUUUCCCCUCGCCAGGUACCUGUCAUGGACAUUUCAGUCCUUACUGCCGGUGUUCAACCCGCUGAGAGCCCAGAUAGCAUUGGGGCUAUCAAAUAAUCUUGACUGGACUAUGAAGAUUAUGUCAUGGAAUUGUUGUGGGGCUCUGAAAGCAGGUUUUCGCAAAAGUGUUAUGGAUCUUAAAAGAAUUCAUAAUCCAGCUAUGCUACUUAUUUUAGAAACAAAAAUUUUUGGACAAAAUGCUCGAGAGGUAGCCGACUCUCUUGGUAUCCCAAAAUCUUGUAUUGUCAACUCAGAUGGUCUUGUUGGAGGCUUAUGGCUCUCGUGGGAUGACUCUAGGCUUAUAGUGGACAUUCUGUCAACCAGCAAUCAAGCAAUACAUGCCGUUAUCCAGGUAAGCCCUUGGAUGAUUAUCGGGAAUUUUAAUGACGUGGUUUAUCAAAGUGAGAAGUUUGGAGGCAAUGAAAUUUCCCAAACUCAUGUUCGAGCUUAUCUUGAUUGCAUGAAGAACUGCAAUAUGGUGGAUCUGGGGUUUAUUGGAAAUCGUUUUACAUGGGUCAACAUGCGUUUCACUAACCAGCUGAUUAGAGAAAGACUUGAUAGGGCUUGGGCCAAUCUUGAUUGGAAACUUAACUUUCCUGAAGCGUCCCUUUUUCACCUCCCCCAUACCCACUCUGAUCAUUGCCCUAUUUUACUUGACCUUAACCCUCUUUGCCCUCGCCUAGGGUGUCAUCCUCCCAAGCUUGAAAAAUUUUGGAUUGAGCAUCCAGAUUUCCAAGACAUCAUCCAUCAGGUUUGGGUUGAUAAUAACCUCAAUACUACUAAAUGUUUAGAACUUACUAUGAAUCGGGUCAAAGCAUGGAGCCAAGCAACUUGUGGGAAUAUCUUCAAAAAGAAGAAGAAACCCCUUAGUCGUAUUGAAGGAAGAACAGCACUUGCUAAGUCAGUUCUGGCAACUAUUUCGAACUACUAUAUGCAAGCUUGUCUGCUACCAGCCUCUAUUCACAAAGAAAUUGAUAAGAUUUCUUGUAAUUUUAUUUGGGGAUCAGAGGUUAAGCAAAGGAAGAUUCAUCUUGUUAAUUGGAACAUUGUUUCUAGCCCAAAACAUUUGGGUGGACUUGGCUUGAAAAGUGCUAGAGAAACUAAUCUUGUUGCCAUGUGCAAGCUAAAUUGGAGACUUCACCAGGAGAAGGAUAAAAUCUGGAGUGACAUGUUUAGAAGGAAAUAUAAUAUUCACGACUAUCAUACUAGGCCAACUAGUACUGGAUCUCCUAUUUGGAAAGCUAUAACUAAGGGCUAUGAUCUUUUCAGCCUUGGUUUGAAAUGGGUGCCUCAUAUAGGAACCAAUAUCUCCUUUUGGACUGAUUGUUGGGUUAUUGAGACAUCCCUUGCCUCUAUUGUGUAUGGUGCCCACUAUCCAGACUUCAAAGCUAUCACCGUCUCGGGCUUUUUUAGUGUUGGGAAUCAUGCCCCUGAUCUUAUAGCUUAUUCUCUCCCUGAUAAUAUCUUCAAUAGACUUAAAGCUAUCCCUCUUUCUAUUUUUAACAGUAGAGAGGAUUCCUUUGCUUGGAAGGGAACUACCAAAGCUAAAGGCAAUCCAGGCAUUUCAGCGGCAGGGGGUAUUUUUCGGGAUUGCCAAGGUAACUGGAAACUAGGUUAUGCUAGAAAAAUUGGAUGGUCUAACAGCCUCGCAGCAGAACUUUCGGCCAUUAGAGAUGGAUUACAACUGGCCAUCAUGCACAGGGAGUUAAUCCAACAAAUUCCCAAGGCAGAACUCAAGCACAUCGUCCGUGGGUCGAACAUGGCUGCUAACUAGAUGGUGAAACAAGGACAUGUCAUUGACUGUGAUUUUGUUAUUUUUGAAGACAUUCCGCCUUCUGUAAAUCAGUAUUGUAUUGCUGAUAUGAUGGGGAUUGAAUUUCCCCGUAUGUGUUGAACUUUUUCUCCUUUAAUUUAAGUCCCAUUUCUACCCAAAAAAAAAAAAAAAUUUUUAAGGCUAU